UUUUUCUUUUGCUGAAGGGAUGGACAAGGAGCUGAGAUUUAUGGCCCUUAUUAAAGGAGAAAAUGUGCCUUAUAGGGUGGGGACACUUGGUUUGUACAGUCUCUCUCUCUCUCUCUCUCUCUCUCUCUCUCUGUGGUUUGGACAGAACCAAACCAAACCGAACUGAUGGAUUUGUAAUGGGAGUUUGUGGGUUGCUGGCGAAUGCUACUUUGCAUGCUUUUUCUUCUCUUGCAGGCUAUGUUGUGCUUUGUGCUUUUCUUUUUAGAAGCUACUAAAGGGUGUUGGGGGGCACUACUGACUCUGACGAAGGCCAAAAGGCCUGUGGACUGGGGCUGCUUUUAACCCUUUCAGAUUUGCAGAGAAUGCAGCCGUGUGGCCGUAACUGAACAUUGGUCCCAAGCCCUCCCCAAGGGUCAAGGUUCACAAGGACGCCCGGGCCCCUCGAUGACCAUGGGAGAUAUGAAGACCCCAGACUUCGACGACCUCCUGGCGGCCUUCGACAUCCCGGACAUGGUGGACCCCAAGGCAGCCAUCGAGUCGGGGCACGACGAGCCCGAGGGCCACAUCAAGCCCAGCGCACCCACGGAGGACGACGCCCACGCGCCCGCCGCGGCUGACGGCGGCGUCAGCGUCAUCGUGAAGAACGUGCGCAGCCUGGACGCGGCCGAGGGCGCCGACAAGGACGGCCACCCGCCGGCUGGCAACGGCCUGCACAACGGCUUCCUCAGUGCCGCCGGCCUGGACGGCUACGCCAAGGAGGGUUCCAAGGCGCCCAAGACCGGGGACGGGCCCGAGGGCACCUUGCGGGACGCGGCCUUCAGCCAGUUCAGCCCCAUCUCCAGCGCCGAGGAGUUUGACGACGACGAGAAGAUCGAGGUGGACGACCCCCCGGACAAGGAGGACGCGCGUGGCGGUGGUGGUGGUGGCGGCGGUGGCUUCCGGUCUCACGGGCUCCCGGGGGCUGCCCCCCACCAGGACUACGAGAAGCUCAAGGCCCCGGGCACAGAGAGUGGUGGCAAGGCCGGCACUGCCACCGCCGGUGCCACUGCCACCAGCACCACCAGCACCACGAGUGCGGGUGGCGCCGAGAAGGGCAAAGCCGUGAAGCGAGAGGCGGACAUUGGCAGUGGUACGGCUGCCGGCCUGGCCACCUACGAGCCCUUCAAGGCCAGGAAGACGGAGGAGAAGCUGAAGGAGGGCUCGGAGAAGGGCCCAGAAGCCCGGACCCACGAGGCCAAGCUGGGCGGGGAGAAGGGCGAGGGGGCGGCGGGCGCCAACCCGCCUCCCCCGCGGGCCAAACCCUCCUCCAAGCUGUCCUCCUGUAUUGCUGCCAUCGCUGCCCUGAGCGCCAAGAAGGCCGCAUCCGACUCCUGCAGGGAGCCGGCCGCCAGCCCCCAGGAGCCCUCCCCGCUGGCCAAGGACGCCCACGAGAGCCCCCGGGCCGCUGAGAAGUCCCCCGAGGCGCCAAGCCUCAUCGACGGCCCCAGGAAGGGCCCCCCGAAGCCUCCCGACAGCCCCCGCAGCAUCUCCAGCGAGAGCAGCAGCAAGGGGUCUCCCGCCUCUCCCGCUGGCUCCACACCCGCCAUCCCCAAGGUCCGCAUCAAGACCAUCAAGACGUCCUCGGGUGAGAUCAAGAGGACGGUGACGCGGGUCCUGCCCGACGUGGAGCCGGACCCGGCGGGCAAGAAGCCACCCGAGCCACCGGCCGCCGUCGUGGCCUCGGUGACAUCGCUGCUGAAUGCACCCGCCGUGCUGGCGUCCCCGCCGCGGGCCCCGCUGCCCUCGGCCGUGGUCACGGGCACGGUGGCGCCGGCCGAGCUGACCCCCAAGCAGGUCACCAUCAAGCCGGUGGCCACCGCCUUCCUGCCCGUGUCCGCCGUGAAGACGGCCGGCUCGCAGGUCAUCAACCUGAAGCUGGCCAACAACACGACGGUGAAGGCCACGGUCAUCUCGGCCGCCUCGGUGCAGAGCGCCAGCAGCGCCAUCAUCAAGGCGGCCAACGCCAUCCAGCAGCAGACCGUGGUGGUGCCCGCCUCCAGCCUGGCCAACGCCAAGCUCGUGCCAAAGACCGUGCACCUCGCCAACCUGAACCUCCUGCCUCAGGGCGCCCAGGCCGCCUCCGAGCUGCGCCAGGUGCUGGCCAAGCCGCAGCAGCAGCAGAUCAAGCAGGCCAUCAUCAGCGCCGCGGCCGCCGCCGCCGCCGCCCAGCCGCCCAAGAAGGUGUCGCGGGUGCAGGUGGUGUCCUCGCUGCAGAGCUCCGUGGUGGAGGCCUUCAACAAGGUGCUGAGCAGCGUCAACCCCGUGCCCCUGUACGUGCCCAACCUCAGCCCGCCCGCCCAGGCGGGCAUCACGCUGCCCGCCCGCGGCUACAAGUGCUUGGAGUGCGGCGACGCCUUCGCCCUGGAGAAGAGCCUGUCCCAGCACUAUGACCGGCGCAGCGUGCGCAUUGAGGUCACCUGCAACCACUGCACCAAGAACCUGGUCUUCUACAACAAGUGCAGCCUCCUGUUCCAUGCGCGCGGCCACAAGGAGAAGGGCGUGGUCAUGCAGUGCUCCCACCUCAUCCUCAAGCCCGUGCCCGCCGACCAGAUGACCGUGUCCCCAGCCAGCAGCGCCGCCGCCGUGGCCGCUGCCGCUGCCGCCGCCGCCGCCGCCAGCACGCCGCCCAGCGCCAACGUGGUGGUGUCCGUGUCGGCCACGGGUGGGGGGGCGGCGGCGGUGGCGGGGGCGGCCACGGUGACCACGGUGGCCGGCACCACCCCGGUUGUCCCCGCGUCGGUGGGUGGCGGCGGCGGCGGUGGUGGUGGUGGCGCCGGGAACGGCGGAGGCGUCCCACACACGGCCCCCAAGAUCCAGUCGGGCAUCACCGGGACGGUCAUCUCGGCCCCGUCCAGCACCCCCAUCGUGCCGGCCAUGCCCCUGGACGAGGACCCGUCCAAGCUGUGCAGGCACAGCCUCAAGUGCUUGGAGUGCAAUGAGGUCUUCCAGGACGAGACGGCGCUGGCCACCCACUUCCAGCAGGCGGCCGACGCCGGUGGACAAAAGACUUGCACUGUCUGCCAGAUGCUGCUCCCUAACCAGUGCAGCUUCGCCUCCCACCAGAGAAUCCAUCAGCACAAAUCUCCCUACACCUGCCCCGAGUGCGGGGCCAUCUGCAGGUCGGUGCACUUCCAGACGCACGUCACCAAGAACUGCCUGCACUACACGCGCAGAGUCGGCUUCCGGUGUGUGCACUGCAACGUCGUGUACUCGGACGUGGCCGCCCUCAAGUCCCACAUCCAGGGCUCACACUGCGAGGUCUUCUACAAGUGCCCCAUCUGCCCGAUGGCGUUCAAGUCCGCGCCCAGCACCCACUCCCACGCCUAUACGCAGCACCCGGGCAUCAAGAUCGGAGAGCCCAAAAUCAUCUACAAGUGCUCCAUGUGCGACACCGUGUUCACCCUGCAGACGCUGCUUUACCGCCACUUCGACCAGCACAUCGAGAACCAGAAGGUGUCCGUGUUCAAGUGUCCCGACUGCUCCCUCCUCUACGCGCAGAAGCAACUCAUGAUGGAUCACAUCAAGUCUAUGCACGGCACGCUGAAGAGCAUCGAGGGGCCUCCCAACCUGGGCAUUAACCUGCCUUUCAGCAUCAAGCCCACCACGCCGAACUCGGCGGCGCCCAGCAAGGAGGACGCGCGGCCCGUGAAUGGGAAGGAGAAGUUGGAGAAGAAGUCCCCGUCGCCCGUGAAGAAGUCCCUGGAGCCCAAGAAAGUGGCCAGCCCCGGGUGGACGUGCUGGGAGUGUGACCGCCUCUUCACGCAGAGGGAUGUCUACAUCUCACACGUGCGCAAGGAGCACGGGAAGCAAAUGAAGAAGCAUCCGUGCCGUCAGUGCGACAAGUCCUUCAGCUCUUCGCACAGCCUGUGUCGACACAACCGCAUCAAGCACAAAGGCAUCAGGCACUGCCCCGACUCCCGGCGCACCUUCACCAAACGGCUGAUGCUAGAGAAGCACAUUCAGCUCAUGCACGGGAUCAAGGCGCCCGACCUGAAGGAGAUGGCCGAGGCCGCCACCGAGGACGACACCGAGACCAAGGAGGACACCAAGGUCCCCAGCCCCAAGCGGAAGCUGGAGGAGCCGGUCCUGGAGUUCCGACCGCCCCGCGGUGCCAUCACGCAGCCGCUGAAGAAGCUGAAGAUCAACGUGUUCAAGGUGCACAAGUGCGCCGUGUGCGGCUUCACCACCGAGAACCUGCUGCAGUUCCACGAGCACAUCCCGCAGCACAAGUCCGACGGCUCCUCCUACCAGUGCCGCGAGUGCGGCCUGUGCUACACCUCACACGGCUCGCUCUCCCGCCACCUCUUCAUCGUGCACAAGCUCAAGGAGCCGCAGCCCGUGGCCCGGCAGAACGGGGCGGGCGAGGACAGCCAGCCCGAGCACGCGGCGGGCCCCGGCGACGACGAGGCGGCGGGCGGCGGGCCGUCGGACAGGAAGUGCAAGGUGUGCGCCAAGACCUUCGAGACGGAGGCGGCCUUAAACGCGCACAUGCGGACCCACGGCAUGGCCUUCAUCAAGUCCAAAAGGGUGAACUCCUCGGAGAAGUAGCCGCCGCCCCGGCCCCCCGCCCCGGCACCAGGCGGGUUCUUCCUUACCAAAACCC
Messenger RNA from Sorex fumeus (smoky shrew), 4642 nucleotides. RefSeq names its product zinc finger protein 532 (gene ZNF532). The transcript is spliced from 10 exons. The record is from RefSeq and is a predicted model, not a curated record. Lineage: Eukaryota; Metazoa; Chordata; Mammalia; Eulipotyphla; Soricidae. Bases 445 to 4587 code for a protein of 1380 amino acids.